CUCAGAAGUACACUUCAAACAUCGACAAACUACAUCCGGGUGAAAUACGAAUGGUGCAGCGCCGUCGCUAAUCAGCUAACGGUAGGUAAUCGUGGUAUGUGGUUGAUGACACCAACGAAGGACGGCAUGUCAACUCUUAUCGACCGGACGAUGAGGAUGAGGAGGGAGGAGCAGGCACGACAAGUGGUGCUAGCAUGGGCUGUACUCAACGUAUCACUCGCAGGCAUGAUCUACACGGAAAUGUCAGGGAAACUACUAAGCCGCUACUACAACAUAACAUACUGGCCAAUUUGGUACAUUGAACUGGCCCUGGCCUCUCUCUUCAGUCUCAAUGCUCUGUUUGACUUCUGGAAGUACUUUAAAUAUACAAUGGCCCCCUCCACCAUUGCUGUCACCCCCGACCAGCAUCGCCUAUUGGGCCUGGGGAAAUCUGGUAUUCAGGCCUCCCCCCCUCAAAAACCAGAGAAGAAGGAGACUCCGGCCCCCCCUCAGUCAUCCCCCCUCCAGGGCCAGAGUGUGCUUAGUUUCAGCCCCUCACGUCCCGCCAGCACCAGCCCAAAGUUCUCCCCCAGCUGUGUGCAGGGUUAUAGUCCUCCACUGACCAACCCCUCCACCCCAGGCAGUGCUGGAGGACCCUUCUCCCCCUCCCUGGCCUUUGGAAAGGUGGUGAACUACAGCCCCUCCCCUGGCUCAUCCCCCUUCCCCAGCAGCAUCGGGCCAGUAGAGGGCACCAGCCUGAGGGCUCGCUACCGCACCUCCCCCUCCGUCUUCACCUCCCCAGGAGGCAAGGAGGACUACAUGGAGGACCUGAAGCUCCUGGAGAGGUUCCUCCGCUCCGAGGAGGAGAAGAGCCACCGCAGCCAGCUAGGGAGCCCUGAGUCUGCGUCUCCAUCCCACAGCCCAACGUUCUGGAACUAUAGCCGUUCGGUGGGAGACUACGCCCAGAGCCUGAGGAAGUUCCAGUACCAGCCUGCCUGCCGCUCCCUGGCCCCCUCAGCCCACAAAGAUGAAACCGACCUGGGGUCCAAGCAGGCCGCAGAGGAGGUGUGGGCCAGAAUAACCACCAAUCGUCUGGUAGUGGACAGCAUAGACAGCUGGACCGCCAAGCUCAGAAACUGGAUAAAUGACACCAUCCUGGUUCCUCUGGUGAAGGAGAUGGAGUCAGUCAACAGCCAGCUUAGGAGGAUGGGCUGUCCAGAACUACAAAUAGGGGAGGCCAGUAUAAGCAGCCUGAAACAAGCUGCAGUGGUGAAAGCCAGCUCCAUCCCCACCAUGAAUGCCAUUGUGCAGUACCUGGACAUCACGCCCAACCAAGAGUACCUUGUAGAACGAGUUAAAGAGCUGGCCCACAGUGGCUGCAUGAGCUCCUUCCGAUGGAACGGAGGUGAAAACCUGAAGAGCAGGAAGUGGGACACAGACCUCCCUACAGACUGUGCUAUCCUGAUGCAUUUGCUGUGCACAUACCUGGACUCGAGGCUUCCUCCCCAUCCAAAGUACCCUGACGGAAAGACCUUCACCUCCCAGCACUUCACACACACUCCAGACAAACCUGACGUGACGAAUGAGAACCUUUUUUGCGUCCAUCAGAGCAGCAUCAACCCUCCACACUAUCAGCUUAUCUACCAGGGCCAUGUGUACAGUCUGCCCAAGGGCAGGAACAAUCUAUUCCACACGGUUCUUAUGUUCCUCUUUGUCAUCAAAACCAAGGAGGCUGGAAUGCUGGGGAGAGUUAACCUUGGUCUGUCAGGGGUUAACAUCCUGUGGAUAUUUGGAGAUUGAGGAGAGCUCUCUGCUCUUUGGAACGUUUCUCUGCACAGGGAAGUUCUCACUACUUUGACAUUUGUGGAGGUGUCCUCACAAUUGGAAUGUUGUGGCCCAAGGUCAUGAGCCGGGAGCUUCCUAUUGGAUGCUGUUUACAAUGUGUGUUUCAGAGGAUAAAUUAACUCGUUAAUUUACAUCUUGUCAUUACUUAUCUUUGGUGAAACAGCACAAGGCAUUUGUAAACCGUGACCUCAAAUGUAGUGAAUUUUGGGAGUGAUCUAUGAGUUUUUUUUAUAUUGGCUUUAAAAGCAGUACUGUAUUUUAACAUGAAAACCUUUUUUGUAAGGAUUCUAAGAAUGUAUCAGGAUGGCAUAUAUUACAUCAGACAUUUUUUUUAAUCAGAUUUGAGGAUUGAACCCUCUCUGACCCUUUUCUUGUAAAUUAUCAAGGCUUGAAAAUAGCAGUUAUGGUCAGUGCUUGAUAGAUUUGUUAUUGUUUGUUGUUCAGUGGUAGGGCAGUUUUACAUAAACCUUGGAAGCAAUAGAGCUAUAAAGGCACAACAUCAGGACACUAGUUAUAGUGCAUUCAAAUGCACAACUUUUGUUUAUAGCAUCGGGUUCUAGGUACUGCCACUGGCGUGGACAAUAAGUGUCAUCCACAUUUAUAAUAGGACAUUUGGUCCCCAACUUAUGGACUAUAUACAUAGCUGUGUGCAUGCCACAAAUCCUGCUAGAAUACCAAGCUAAUGGAUGGUUGCCUGUGAUAUAGUUUGUGCCAAAGUCAUAUUCUAAUAUGGCCUGCCUAAGAAAAUGCUUAUACUAGCAAUACUUUCUGAAUGUCAUUUUUAAAAGGAUAAAAAAAAAGCUGUGUGUUCUGUUCAUAAUGUCUACAAAGACUUGCUCAUACUGUUGAAACAUAAUUUCUUUGUGCCACUAUGUGUUUAGUCCGAUGUUUUCGAUGGUUUGUAGCAAUGUUAUUUUUAUAGUGUUCAACCUGUAAAUAAAUACACACACCUUGUGUUAAAUUGC
Molecule: messenger RNA, 2789 nt
Organism: Hypomesus transpacificus
Lineage: Eukaryota; Metazoa; Chordata; Actinopteri; Osmeriformes; Osmeridae
Gene: tmem209
Product: transmembrane protein 209
Exons: 15
Coding region: 97-1779 (560 amino acids)
Cellular component (GO): membrane
Source: RefSeq, a predicted model, not a curated record